Molecule: messenger RNA, 729 nt
Organism: Periconia digitata
Lineage: Eukaryota; Fungi; Ascomycota; Dothideomycetes; Pleosporales; Periconiaceae
Source: the annotation of a GenBank genome assembly
CCCACGUCCCUGCCUCUUCCCUUCGUCCUUUACCUCACUCUAUCGCUUCAAUUUCCAUUGAAAAAACUCAUUGUAUCGCUACUCAAUCUGAACCACAUCUCCCUCUUCACUACUUUGACUUGUAUUCAACUCAUCCAAUGCCUACUCCCAAGAGAAUUUCACGUACGCUCCCUGCGUCAAGCCCAAGACCAUUGUUGUUGUCACCUUCAAGGACAAAAGCUCUCCAAACGAAACUGGUCCCUGCCCAUAGGGAUGCUCCAGUGCAGACCCUCAAGUCUAGGGAUGCCCGACCAAGAAGGUACUCUACCAGUGGAGUCUCCAAGACCUACCGGAGUGUCUUCCCGAGGAGCUUCAAGCGGGACCCAAUUGUCAUUACCAGAGCAGAAAAACAUUACCUGAUAUCUGAAGACGGAAGAAAAAUUUAUGACGCAUCUGGUGGAGCCGCGGUGAGCUGCCUGGGACCCGGCCCAAACAAAAAGGUCACGAAAGCCAUAGUGAAGCAGCUACAUCGCGUACCAUAUGUAAACAGCAACGAAAUGACAUGUCGAAUUGUUAAGCGUUAUGCAGAGGCAUUACUUGCUACCACUUGGGGACACUUGGUCAGCUGCGUCUUUUACAGCUCGGGCAAGUAUAUCUCUGAAUCACAUACCAGAUAUUCCCUAACAAGAUGCAGGGACUGCAAGUGUUGAUGCGGCUCUCAAACUGACUAUUCAGUACUGGGCAGCGAGA